Molecule: messenger RNA, 1282 nt
Organism: Fopius arisanus
Lineage: Eukaryota; Metazoa; Arthropoda; Insecta; Hymenoptera; Braconidae
Product: metaxin-1
Exons: 3
Coding region: 137-1030 (297 amino acids)
Biological process (GO): mitochondrion organization
Cellular component (GO): cytoplasm; SAM complex
Source: RefSeq, a predicted model, not a curated record
GUGACAAAAACGAGAGAAUUUUCAGGUUAGAUGAACGAAACAUCUGCCUCAUUGAAAGUACAUCAAUUGUUUCAACGAAAAUUUCAAUGACAAGCUCAUUGAUUGACCUUCCCCUGGUGACUAAUGAUCCUCGAACAUGAAUCUGGAUAAUGAGUAUCAGCUGAAUAUUUGGAAAGGGGACUGGGGUCUACCCUCUGUGGAUAUUCCCUGCCUGCAAGUUCUGGCCUACGCUAAAUUCACUGGAGUACCUUUGAGUGUCAAUCCAACAAGCAAUCCCUUCAGAACACCCAGAGGCCACUUGCCGGUCCUGAAAUGUGGGGCAAGUUCAUUCGAUUCCAUUCAAGACAUCAUUCAAUUAUUCCGAAAACGGAAUUACAAUGCCGAUUUCCAUUUAUCACCUAAACAGUGCUCUGAGGUUCUUAGUUAUGAGUACAUGCUCAAGGAGAGUCUGUAUCCAGCUUUUCAAUUUAUUUGGUGGGUCGAUCAGCGAAAUUUCAGCGAUUUUAUUCGGCCGUGGUAUGCAAAAGCGAUACCAUUCCCCUUGAACUUCUACUACCCCUCGAAAUACGAGAAACACGCACGUGCCAUGAUAGAAAUCCUUUUCCCAACGGAGGAGGUGAUGACUGUCAUCGAGAAUAAAAUCUACUCCGAGGCCCAGAAAUGCAUAAAUCUGUUAUCCACGAGACUGGGUGAUGCCGAUUAUUUUUUUGGUUCACAACCAACAUAUCUGGAUGCAGUAGUCUUCUCGUACUUGGCACCAUUGCUGAAAAUACCACUGCCAAAUCCAUCCCUUCAGAACCACCUCAAGGCAUGCACAAAUCUCGUUAAAUUCGUCUCACGCAUAUCCCAGAGGUACUUCGAGGCUGAUUAUCAGAAGUACGAGAAGAUCAAGUCCAAGGAGAACGAAACGAAAUUGAGCAAAGACUCGGACUCUGAAUUUCCCCACAAAACGAGAAAUCAGAUAUUAGCUGGAAUUUUUGCAACAGUCGCCAUGGUUUCUUACGCCAUUUACACGGGUAUUGUUAAAUGAUUGAUGAGUUGUAUAUUUUAUAUUUCAUAUAGAUUAUAAAAAACUUCAAGUGAAAGGAAGAGAUAGGAGGGAUGAAAAGCGAUGAUGUAUAAUAAAAGUUAUAAUUUAAACAAUAGGUACUCUUUCUCGAUACCCAUGUACAAAUACCCGAGAGGAGAAUUACGAGACUCUCUACGACGAGAAGGAUACGUAAAUGUUGAAUAAUUUUCGAUGAUCUUUCCCAUAUUCUGGAUUAAAAAUACUCCAAACCGU